AUGUACUAUAUAUAUGUUCACUUGACUUUAGAUAUAGUUAUAAAGAACAUCAUCUCAGCAUCUGGAGCAGAUGUGAUAACUUCAAAUGAAACUGAGAACAUCCUUCUCUGCUAUCCACUCCAGCUGGACUCCUGUCCAAAACUGCAUCGUUUGACUGUGAUUAAAGUGGCGAUGUAUGUUUUGAUGGUGCUGAUGAUCCUCACAACAGUUUUUGGGAACCUGCUGAUCAUCAUCUCCAUCUCUCACUUCAAACAGCUUCAGUCUCCAACUCAUCUGAUCGUUCGCUCUCUGGCUGCCAGUGACUGUCUGCUGGGCUCUUUGGUCAUGCCGUACAGCAUGGUGCGAUCUGUUGAAGGCUGCUGGUAUCUGGGAGAUGUUGUGUGUAAAGUGCAUUCUAGUUUAGACAUGAGCUUCUGUAUCUCCUCCUUACUGCAUCUUAGUUUAAUAUCUGUUGACAGGUACAUGGCCAUUUGUGACCCUCUGAGAUACAGAAUGAGGGUCACAAACAACACUGUGACUGUAUUUAUCACAUUAAUAUGGAUGUUUUCUUUUCUAUACAGUUUUUAUGUUGUCUUUUCAGGGAUAAACACAGUUGGUUUGGAGGCAUUCAUUAUGCAGGUAUAUUGUGUGGGAAGCUGUGUAUUGUUUUUUAACAAACAAUGGGGUCUUAUAUGUCCAAUUGUCACAUUUUUCCUUCCUGGGACGAUCAUGAGUGCUUUGUAUAUUAAAAUCUUCCAUGUUGCACGAAAACAUGCAAAGAUUAUGUCAGAAAGAAUGACUGGAGGGAUGAAGAGUCAAAGCUCUGCUCACAGAGAGAGAAAAGCAGCUAAAACUCUGGCUAUUGUCAUGGGUGUUUUUUUGUUCUGCUGGCUGCCUUUUUUUACUGUUAAUGCUCUCGACCCUUUUUUCAGUUUCUUCACCCCAGCUGUUGUUUUUGAUGCUGUAAUUUGGUUUGCAUAUUUGAACUCCGCUUGUAACCCCUUGAUCUAUGGGUUUUUCUACCCUUGUUUUCAGAGUGCAUUUAAGAUUCUCAUUUCCACUUAUAUCUGUGGCAACAAGGUUUCAAACAUGACAACAUUUACAUAA
Molecule: messenger RNA, 1086 nt
Organism: Puntigrus tetrazona (Sumatra barb)
Lineage: Eukaryota; Metazoa; Chordata; Actinopteri; Cypriniformes; Cyprinidae
Product: trace amine-associated receptor 4-like
Exons: 1
Coding region: 1-1086 (361 amino acids)
Biological process (GO): G protein-coupled receptor signaling pathway
Cellular component (GO): membrane
Molecular function (GO): trace-amine receptor activity
Source: RefSeq, a predicted model, not a curated record